AUGGCGCGGGAGCAAGUUCAGACCUGCAACUCUCAGGACUCGCAGAGUAUGCGCCAAGAGCUGGAGGAGCUCUUGAAGCAGUGCCCCCUGCAAAUCGCAAAGAGCCUUCUCAGGGCAGCCAAGGCAGCCUUCGAUGCGCAGAGGUGGCGCGAGCGCUUUCUGGAAGCAGUUCGGCAGCAUGCCAAAGAAGCAGCUGCAAGUGGAGCUGUGGUGCCUCUAGCGCUGGAGGAGGAGGUUCGGCAGCUGCAUGUGCAGCAGCUGCUUCAUCAAGCAAAGGAGCUGAAGCUUCAUGGUGACAAGGUCCAAGCACAAACGACGAUAGCCAACUACGAGUCCGCUGCAGAAAGCUACGCUGCCGCACUGCGACUUCUUGAGCUCUUGCAAGAUGCAGGGGCGGAUGCCGACGCGUCCAGUGAGCUGCGAGAGCUGCCAGACGCUUUGCAUGCCUUAGCAGUGCAGGCCAUGGACCAGGUGGAGUCUGCGCUCGGUGAGGAGCCCCUUGCGGAGGAAGCAGGCGACGAGGUGGAGAAACUCCUGGCCUUCGCCGAUCGGAUCUUGAGUCAAAGCAAGGACCCCAGCAGCUCCCUACGCGUGGAGCUGCAGGCGCUCCAGGAGGCCGCUGCAGAGGCGAAGAUUUCUGGCCUGCGCUCUUCUGGCGAUGCAGCGGCGGAACGCGGCGAUUGGCAAGAGGCGGAUGCCUGCUGGGCGUCGGCUAUGCUCAUCGCACAGCGCCAGGAGCCCACACCUGGCAUCCUUCGCCUAAGCGAGGGGCUGGUGAAAUCGCGGCGUUUUGCAGCCGUCACCAUGGCUGGUGCUUUUUUGCAGCAGGGUGAUGCCAGCCGAGCAGCAGGUGAUAUCUUCAACGCAGACAAGCGGUACUCGGACGCGCUGGGCGUGCUGACAUCUGAGGACGCUGGCACAGCCCCGCUCCGCUGUAUGGUCCUGCUGAAACGUGCAGAGGUGCUCCACCAGAAGUGGCAGCACAAGGAUGCCUUGGAUGACUGCGUGGCAGCACUGCGUAUGGGCUUCGAGCGGCCUCGAGCGCUGUGCCUGGCUGCAGAGGCGUGCAGAGCACUCUAUCUGCGAGAAGCCAAGGAGGAUUUGCUCGAAAGCAACAUCCGCAGCCAUUGGAUGGAGAUGGCCGUGCGUUACCUCGAGGAGGCCUGCGCCGAGCAGGAGGACCCUGCGUUGCAGCGGCGUCUCCGUGCCUGGCGACGGGAGGCGCCACCCCGGCCAACACCGGUGCCGAUGCCCCCGUUUGAUUGGAGCAAAGUUCCAAAAAACGAAAAAGCAAAUUAUUUUGGAUAUGUGGAUCGCAGAGUGCGGUUCAACGAGAUGGAACUGCAGCGGAUCUGGGAGGAAGUGAGCAAGGAGUCCAAGGUUGGGCAAGAGGCUGUGAUCGGCAAGGCUGCAUUCGUUCGGGCGCUGAAGCGCUUCAGUGGGGACAUUGAGGAGGAAGAGGCAGAUGCACUCUUCCAAGAGGCUGAUCAAGACCAGGAUGGUUGGCUUGCCUACGCUGACUUCCGGCAGAUCAUGCAGAUGGACCACACUCAGUGA
Messenger RNA from Symbiodinium pilosum, 1557 nucleotides. NCBI's taxonomy places the organism in Eukaryota, Dinophyceae, Suessiales, Symbiodiniaceae. The record is from the annotation of a GenBank genome assembly.